This is a messenger RNA of Lycium barbarum (goji berry), 510 nucleotides long. RefSeq lists its product as uncharacterized. The transcript has 2 exons. The record is from RefSeq and is a predicted model, not a curated record. The coding region runs from base 1 to 510 and encodes 169 amino acids. Lineage: Eukaryota; Viridiplantae; Streptophyta; Magnoliopsida; Solanales; Solanaceae.
AUGCUGGCCAACCUCCGUCCUGAGCUUGAUGCGGCUAAGGACGAAAACCGUUGUUUGAAGAGUGAACUGGCCGCCAUGACCGAUUAUAACCGGAGCCUCGAGGCUGACAAGAUCGGCCUUAGCCGGGAUAAAGCCCAGUUUUCCUUGAGGCUAGAUGAGCUUGAGACCACGGUUUCCCGCCUCCGGGGGGAACUGGACUCGGUGAAGGCUGAUGCUACGGGCUUGGCCGAGAGGAACCGACGGCUCGAGUCCGAGGCUGCUUUGUUCGACGAGCGCAGGAGGGUGUUCAAGGAAAAAGUCGAGGAGCGGUCUAGGAUAUGUGAAGGCCUAAGAGCUGAGCUCGAGGAGGCGGUUAUUGCCAAUGACGGCCUUAAGGCCGAGCUAGAGGCGGCCACCCGUAGGAAACGUAUCCUUGAGGAGGACCGGGUUGAUCUGGAAGCCAAACUGGCCAAGGCUGAGGCCGAUUUGGAGGAAACCUGGAAAAGUGUGGAGGCGGAUUUUGAUUUUUGA